GGUCAGGAGAAUGUGAAGUUACCGUUUUGAAAAAAAAAAAAAAAAAAAAAAAAAAAACGAAAAGCAAGUCCCUGUGGAUUUUUUGGCCCCUGUUCAUAUGGUUUAUUUGAGCUCUUUCGAGGGACAUAUAAAAGAGAGUUUCGCGAAAUGCUCCCCAGUCUCGACAUACAUUCAGUUCCGGGUGUAGUAGUGCUGUAGCCGACGCCACACCUCUUUACCAUCAUGUGUGACGAUGAGGAUACUUGCGCCCUGGUGGUUGACAAUGGCUCCGGCAUGGUCAAGGCCGGUUUCGCCGGAGACGACGCCCCUCGUGCUGUCUUCCCCUCCAUCGUCGGCCGCCCACGUCACCAGGGUGUGAUGGUCGGUAUGGGUCAGAAGGACGCCUACGUCGGCGAUGAGGCCCAGAGCAAGAGAGGUAUCCUGACUCUCAAGUACCCCAUUGAGCACGGUAUCAUCACCAACUGGGACGACAUGGAGAAGAUCUGGCAUCACACUUUCUACAACGAACUUCGUGUUGCCCCUGAGGAGUCCCCCACACUUCUCACUGAGGCUCCUCUUAACCCCAAGGCCAAUCGUGAGAAGAUGACCCAGAUCAUGUUCGAGACCUUCAACACACCCGCCAUGUACGUCGCCAUCCAGGCUGUCCUGUCCCUCUAUGCCUCUGGUCGUACAACUGGCCUCGUUUGUGAUUCGGGCGACGGCGUUUCUCACAUGGUUCCUGUUUACGAAGGCUAUGCUCUUCCCCAUGCAAUUCUGCGUGUCGAUCUCGCCGGGCGCGAUCUGACCAACUACCUGAUGAAGAUCAUGACUGAACGUGGAUACUCCUUCACUACCACCGCUGAACGCGAGAUCGUCCGUGACAUCAAGGAGAAGCUCUGCUACAUUGCUCUCGAUUUUGAAAGUGAGAUGAACGUUGCCUCUGCAUCUGCUUCUCUGGACAAGUCUUACGAGCUUCCCGACGGUCAGGUCAUCACCAUCGGUAACGAACGUUUCCGUUCUCCCGAGGCUCUGUUCCAGCCUUCCUUCCUUGGAAUGGAGUCGGUUGGUCUUCAUGAAACAGUGCAUAAUUCUAUCAUGAGAUGCGACAUUGAUAUCAGGAAAGAUCUGUUCGCAAAUAUAGUUUUGUCUGGUGGAACUACCAUGUACCCUGGUAUCGCUGACCGCAUGCAGAAGGAAAUCACUGCUCUUGCUCCUUCCACCAUUAAGAUCAAGAUCGUUGCUCCUCCUGAGCGUAAGUACUCCGUCUGGAUUGGCGGCUCCAUCCUGUCGUCCCUCUCCACCUUCCAGUCCAUGUGGAUCUCCAAGGACGAGUACGAGGAAUCCGGCCCCGGCAUCGUGCAUCGAAAGUGCUUCUAAGCAGGAUCCCUGUUCUUGGAAAGAGAACAACAAAUAAAUUUUGCGGUCUGUUGCAGAAACGAUUCUACCAUGUGGAUUGCAUAUGCAUGCAAUCGCCUUUUCUGUUAAAAUAAUAUCAUUAUUACUGGUGAGAUAAUUUGUACAUCGCUAUCUUGCUCGCUCGGUGGUGAAUAUGCCUAAUGUCUCUGUCUUUUUUCUUUAGAGGUAGAGGAGGAGAAUAGCAAACAUUCUCAGAAUCUUAUAGAUAAUCUUUUAGAGAUGUGAUGAUGAAAAAUGAACUGUUUAUAAUAGCCAACACCUACGCAAAAAACACUUCAUAUCCGUAAUCUACAAGCUCAUAUAAAGAUAAUAAAAAUGUAGUAGAGAAAACGCAA
This is a messenger RNA of Penaeus monodon (black tiger shrimp), 1730 nucleotides long. Its product is annotated as actin-like. The coding region runs from base 223 to 1356 and encodes 377 amino acids. The transcript is spliced from 2 exons. Gene Ontology annotation, biological process: mitotic cytokinesis. The record is from RefSeq and is a predicted model, not a curated record. Lineage: Eukaryota; Metazoa; Arthropoda; Malacostraca; Decapoda; Penaeidae.